Molecule: messenger RNA, 312 nt
Organism: Capsicum annuum
Lineage: Eukaryota; Viridiplantae; Streptophyta; Magnoliopsida; Solanales; Solanaceae
Product: putative lipid-transfer protein DIR1
Exons: 1
Coding region: 1-312 (103 amino acids)
Biological process (GO): systemic acquired resistance
Molecular function (GO): fatty acid binding
Source: RefSeq, a predicted model, not a curated record
AUGGCCAAAUCAGACAACAUGACCUUGUUGCUUUUUGCACUGAUCAUGACAUUACAAAUUGCAACAUCAAAUGCUGCAGGAACAUCAACAACUAUUUGCAAGGUGACUAUCAAUGACCUUGCACAAUGUCUACCAGCAGUGAUGGGCAAGAAACCUCCACCACCAACACCGGCUUGCUGCGCAGCGCUACGCAAGGCUGAUCUACCGUGUAUGUGCAAACAGAAAUCCCAGUUGGGACAAUUUGGGAUCAGUCCUGCAGCUGCUAUGAAACUGCCUAAGCAAUGUAGGGUUAAUGUCCCUCGUGGAUGUUAA